Stegastes partitus (bicolor damselfish) is the source of this 1003-nucleotide messenger RNA. It is a transcript of the gene mzt1, whose product is annotated as mitotic spindle organizing protein 1. NCBI's taxonomy places the organism in Eukaryota, Metazoa, Chordata, Actinopteri, Pomacentridae. The record is from RefSeq and is a predicted model, not a curated record. The coding region runs from base 247 to 468 and encodes 73 amino acids. Gene Ontology annotation, cellular component: centrosome; interphase microtubule organizing center; gamma-tubulin ring complex. Gene Ontology annotation, biological process: microtubule nucleation by interphase microtubule organizing center; mitotic spindle assembly; gamma-tubulin complex localization. The transcript is spliced from 3 exons.
GUCACUUCCUGCAGCAGUUUCGUUAGUGAGAGUAGCAGGCUAGGUGGCUAACUAGCAGCUAAUAUUGUGCUGUCAUGAGUGGACAUUUCUAGUUUUUUUUCGGGAGCUCUUAUCUAAAAUGAAUACGACACGUUUAAAGUCUGACUGAACUGUUGUGGUAACUUAAUUGCCUUGUGUGGCGUCCUCAAGUUUCUAUUUGUUAGCCACUUGCUAGUAAGCGUUAGCUAACUAUAUUCAUUCAUCACUAUGGCAAGUGCAGCAAAUGCAAACGUAAACGCAGUCCGGGAGACAAUGGAUGUGCUGCUGGAGAUCUCCAGGUUGCUGAACACAGGUUUGGACAUGGAGUCUCUGUCCAUAUGUGUGAGACUUUGUGAGCAGGGCAUCAACCCAGAAGCUCUGUCUGCAGUCAUCAAAGAGCUUCGUAAAGCCUCCGAGUCCCUCAAGGCUUCUGAGAACUGCACAAACUGAAGAUGAAAACGAAUCACCUCAGUUUGGGACUUUUAAUGGGAUCAUGCUCCGUUCCUGGAUCUGUACCUACUAUGGGUUCUCCAGGAAACCAGAUUUCUCUGUAUUUUGACACUCUGUCCUCUUUGCCUCCUUGUUGACUAAUUUGCUCCUGUUCUGCGCUUUGACUUGUGUCAUGUUUUUGUUUUUUUUUCUUCUUCUUCUUUUUUUUUUUCAGUCCUCGCUCUAAACUCAAGUCUUAUUCUGUCAUUUUGCCUCAAAAUUUCGGUGCCCCAAGUUUUUCCUAACACAGUUUGUAAUGUGUUGGUUCAGGUUUGCAUUGACAUCCCGCCUUAAUUUAAGAGCAAACUUCUGGUUUCUGAUCAUCAGCUUGAUUUGCUCUUUUCAUGAUGAAAUGUUUUUAUGGUGUUUUUGAAAUGUGUAUGAUUUGUUAAGCAUGGUUUUGUUUUUUUAUUUGUGUUCUUUUGCCAUUUCCAUUUUUCAUGUGACUAUUCAGGAUGGAAAGUCUAAAUUAAAACGUUACAGUCAGUGGCCACCA